Molecule: messenger RNA, 928 nt
Organism: Oenanthe melanoleuca
Lineage: Eukaryota; Metazoa; Chordata; Aves; Passeriformes; Muscicapidae
Product: procollagen galactosyltransferase 1-like
Exons: 6
Molecular function (GO): procollagen galactosyltransferase activity
Source: RefSeq, a predicted model, not a curated record
AGAGGGGCGUGGCCGCCGUGAGGGGCGGCCCAAGAUGGCGGCGCGGCCGUGGCCGCUGCUGCUGCCGCUGCUGCUGCCGCUGCUGGCGGGGCCGGGCCGCGGCCCCAGCGGCUCCUCGGGGCCCGGCCUCGCCGCCGGGUAUUUCCCCGAGGAGCGCUGGAACCCGGAGUCGCCGCUGCGGCCGCCGCGCGUGGCCGUGGCGCUGCUGGCGCGGAACGCGGCCCACGCGCUGCCGCUGGUGCUGGGAGGGCUGGAGAGGCUGCGGCACCCCAAGGACAGGAUGGCGCUGUGGGUGGCCGUUGACCACAGCGUGGACAACACCUCAGCCCUGCUGGCCGAGUGGCUGGGGCGGGUGCGGGGCCGCUACCACCGCGUCUUCUGGAGGCACCAGGAGGAGCCCAGGUCGUUCCCUGACGAGGAGGGGCCCAAGCACUGGAGCCCCGCGCGCUACGAGCACCUGAUGCGGCUGCGGCAGGAGGCGCUGGAGGCUGCCCGGGGCAUGUGGGCGGAUUACCUGCUGUUCCUGGACGCCGACAACGUGCUGGUGAACCCGGACACGCUGGCCGUGCUGCUGGCCGAGAACAGAACCGUGGUGGCGCCGAUGCUGGACUCGCGCGCGGCCUACUCCAACUUCUGGUGCGGCAUCACCCCCCAGGGCUAUUACCGCCGCACCGCCGCCUACCUGCCGAUCCGGCGCCGGGAGCGCCGCGGCUGCUUCGCGGUGCCGAUGGUUCACUCCACGUUCCUGCUGGACCUGCGCCGGGAGCGCUCGCGGGCGCUGGCCUUCCACCCGCCCCCGCCCGGCUACAGCGGCGCCUUCGACGACAUCAUCGUCUUUGCCGCCGCCUGCCGGCACGCCGGGGUGCAGAUGUUCGUGUCCAACCGGCAGCAGUUCGGGUUCCUGCCGGUGCCGCUGCCAUCCCUGAUC